Acanthosepion pharaonis is the source of this 1851-nucleotide messenger RNA. The record is from the annotation of a GenBank genome assembly. NCBI's taxonomy places the organism in Eukaryota, Metazoa, Mollusca, Cephalopoda, Sepiida, Sepiidae.
AUGGACACAGGCAAACGGCUAGCAGAGAAGAUGGCGGAACACACCGAAACAGAAAUCACCACAUCAGCCGCCCUGAUACAACUACCGCCAUACAACUCGAUCAACACCAGGCGAUAUUUUCAGCACGCCUCCGUGGUACAAGCCUUACCAGCAUCAAUCGUUGAAGAAGUGGAAGACAUCCUUCUCAAUACUCCGGACCAACUCCCAUACACCUGCCUCAAAGAAGCCAUCCUCAAACGAACUGGACGUUCGGACGAAGACCUCAUCAGAGACUUAUUCUCUAAUGUGUCUCUCGGCGAUAUGACACCAUCCCAGCUCCUCUGCCUGAUGAAGAGCCGCCUCGGGAACAACACCAUGGCAGAACCCAUCCUCCGAGGGCUAUGGAUGGAUCGGUUACCACCGAUUAUAACACAAGUUCUAGCCCUGGUACCAGUAGAAACGCCCCUUGACGUUGUGGCCGACUCAGCCGACAAAAUAUACUCCCAGGCUCACCAAAAAGUUCACCAGGUUGAGAGCCACGGAAACCACACACGCCUCGAAGAGGAGAUGACCCAACUACGCGCAGAGUUGAGAGACCUGAAACUCACCCUAUGCCGGAGGCAGCGAAGCCCAGCACCACGCACGCGAAAUCGAAGCCGUACCCGCAGCUCAAGUCCAGGACGGAGAAACAGUGUGGACGAAUGUUGGUACCACCAAACCUUCGGUGACCGAGCCCGCAAGUGCCACCCUCCCUGCAGACGAAAUAAGACCCAGGGAAAACGAAUAGACCGACAGGCAGCGACGACGAUCCCUGUCGGUACUCGCUCACACAGUCGUCUCUUCUACGUGUGGGACCGUAACAAUGGCCUCAAAUUCCUAGUUGACACUGGCGCAGCCAUCAGCGUAAUACCACCCACCAACAGAUCCGCCUUGAAACCCACCCCAUUCCAACUUCGAGCGGCAAACGGCUCCGCCAUAGAAACCUACGGGAACAAGGAACUUACUUUGAAUAUCAACCUCAGGCGCGACUUCAAGUGGUCAUUCACCGUAGCUGACGUCAGGAUACCCUUGCUCGGUGCCGACUUCUUGGCACAUUACAACCUGGCUGUCCAUAUGAAGACGAGGACCCUGUCCGACAACACGACAUCCAUCAAGAUCACAGGGAUCCCUUCGAGUUUCAACACAACUAGGAUCAGCGUGGCAACACAGCACGACCCACGCUACGUAGAAAUCCUGCGCCGGUACAAGCACCUCACGCAACCCAUCAAACCAACUGAUGCAGGCGACCAUCAGACCCAACACCAUAUAAAGACCACCGGACAACCAGCAUAUUCACGGCCACGACGACUCCCUCCACACAAAUUAGCAUAUGCCAAGAAAGCGUUUGAGGAGUUGCUGGCCGACAAUAUCAUCCGACCCUCAGACAGCCCAUAUGCUUCACCACUGCAUCUGAUGCCCGAGACUUCGCAACGGUUUUUAGCCAGUCCAGCGCCCGUUAACGUCCGGACACCGUUCCCGAACAAACGACCUCUGUCGUCUUACCAUCCACCGUUCGCAAAUAAAGACACGAUUUCCAUCGUCUACAACGGACCAUCUGCGUUUGUCAUCCUUCUUUGCUAUUGCCAUCUCCUUGCCUUUGUGUCCCCUAUUUUAGUUGUACGGUCGAUUGGCACUCACACCUCUCGGCCCGCUGCAACACGUCCUCCUGAAUAUUUUAUUCCUGAAGUGCCCAGUCUUAUUGUAGUUGAACACUUGUUGAAAUACAUAUCCAUUGUCUACUAUUUUAUCAGAAGUGGCUGCUUACCUGUGUCUCACGACACUAUGCACACCAGUUUCCUUCUUAAAAAUGUCGAACCAGCCCUCUGGCCUUAA